AUGUACAAAGUGCCAAUGGGGUUUGAAACAUCGUCGGGCUGCCGCGCCGAGCAACCUUAUCCAGCUGCCGGGACCACCACGCUCAGGAAAUACUCUCAUCACCGCCACGAAACCUACUAUACCCCUCUCCGACGCGGACCAAGCAUGCCCAUGACCGAAGACAUUGACUCCAUCGUCAAGGGGGCCCCCGUGGUCUCCCCAGCCAUCAAGGCUGCCGCCGCCGCCACCGGCACCAGUCCCAUCCUCCACGAAGAUGUCAAGCAAGGUGAUCCCUUGCACAACACCCCCAGCUCGCCGUCCAUGAUCUACCUCAACCUCCUUAUCCUCGAAGCCUCUCUGCGCGCCCAAUUCCUCGAGCUGCGCGCGCGCAAGCGCCACCACACCUUCUUCCUCACCCUCCUCAGCGCCUGGGUCUGCUUCUUCGGCUACAAGUUGUACUUUGCGCCCCGCGAGGACGGCCAGGGCGUCGGCGGCUCCAUCUACUGGGCCGUCGAGGGCGCCCAAAAGGUGUGCUUCAUGGGCGGCAUCAUCACCGCCGUCCUCGUCUGGGCCACGGGCAUCUGGGAGCGCGGCAUCCGCUGGCCCCGUCGCUGGUUCGCCAUUUCCAACCGCGGCCUGCGCGGCUUCAACUGCAAGCUCGUCCUCAUCCGCAGGCCCUGGUGGGCCGAGGCUCUCUCCUCUGUCGGCUUCUUCCUCACCUACGGGCUCUUCACCCACACCGCCAGCUCCUCCUACCGCCACGUCGACCCUUCCCUGCUGCGCGAGGUCGAAAAAGAGCUGCAGCUGUCCGGCGACGGCCACCACCCGACGCUGAUACUACCUCACCAAGAUGACGUACGCGGUGGCCACGAGGAGGAUCUCGCCCCUGGUGGUGAUUACGUCAAGCUGCUACUCCUCGCCAAGCCAUUCUCCCCAACCUUUCGCGAAAACUGGGAGCUGUACCGAACAGAGUACUGGGACCGUGAAAACGAGCGACGAGCGCUUCUACGAGAAAAAGUAAAUGAAUACGACGUCAAAAUGGCCAAGGCCCAGCAUGGUUGGCUGUGGCGCCUGCCCUGGAAAAAGGCACAGGUGAAACAGCAGGAGACGCCCAAGGUUCUUCACAAGAGCCACAUUAGCACCGAGAAGCUGCACAAGCGCCGCAGUAGCAGUGUUCGGCGCGGCUCUGUCAGCUCGACACGCAGUGGCACCCCAUCCUUUGACCUCGACGACGGCCACCCGACGACGCGCCGCGCCGGUUCCAUUUCAAGCUUGACUGAGAAGCGACGGAAAAAGGCCACGAGCCUGCCCAAGUCGAGAAAGCAGGGCUCCGAGUCUCGGUCCGUCACGCCGGACUUGCCCCCCUCACCCCUCGCCGGAGACGCGGUUGUCAAGAGAGAGGGUACGCCUGACAGUGGUAGAGUCCUGCGCAGCGCGAGCGGGACGCAUAGGGAAAAGGCCCAGGCAAAGUGA
Molecule: messenger RNA, 1452 nt
Organism: Cordyceps militaris CM01
Lineage: Eukaryota; Fungi; Ascomycota; Sordariomycetes; Hypocreales; Cordycipitaceae
Product: Spo7-like protein
Exons: 2
Coding region: 1-1452 (483 amino acids)
Biological process (GO): nuclear envelope organization
Cellular component (GO): Nem1-Spo7 phosphatase complex
Molecular function (GO): protein phosphatase regulator activity; phosphoprotein phosphatase activity
Source: RefSeq, a predicted model, not a curated record